Molecule: messenger RNA, 525 nt
Organism: Suillus bovinus
Lineage: Eukaryota; Fungi; Basidiomycota; Agaricomycetes; Boletales; Suillaceae
Exons: 5
Coding region: 18-485 (155 amino acids)
Source: RefSeq, a predicted model, not a curated record
CUCUCGCAACCGUCAUCAUGAUGUACUCCGGCAUUCUCUCUUUGAUCUGCACGGUAUGGGUACUUCUUGUUCCGUGUGCUGCCCGUGUUAUCGUUAGAGACACAGAAGGUGAAGAUCUCUGGUUAUCUCUUGCAGCCGCAUGUGAACGUUGCGACAGUGGUGCCAAGAGCGCUAUGGUGCCAAUUGUCCACGACAAGGCCAUUCCAAAUGAAGUUCGAGUUGUUCUAUAUGCGGCGGAAACUCAAUCGACGUCAAUCGAUAUCGCCUUGCGGCAACUAAAUGACCAUGAGAAAACAUCGCCCGACCGAGCUCGUGCGAUAGAUCAUAGGGCAAACAAACCACGACAGAUAUUGGGUGGAAAUCUUCGGCAACCUACCAUUCAUGAAGGCGUAGCUUCUUGGCAACCGGCUAUUAAAAGCGAUGAAAGUCCUGUUGGAGGGUUUUUAUUUGAGGACGCCGUUCAUGACAAGAUCGUCGAUUCUUGACGCAGUGGUGAUUGAGCACGAGUCUCGCAUGCACUACACG